Molecule: messenger RNA, 1266 nt
Organism: Aspergillus thermomutatus
Lineage: Eukaryota; Fungi; Ascomycota; Eurotiomycetes; Eurotiales; Aspergillaceae
Gene: mpkA
Product: mitogen-activated serine/threonine-protein kinase SLT2
Exons: 5
Coding region: 1-1266 (421 amino acids)
Biological process (GO): protein phosphorylation; intracellular signal transduction
Cellular component (GO): nucleus; cytoplasm
Molecular function (GO): ATP binding; MAP kinase activity
Source: RefSeq, a predicted model, not a curated record
AUGUCCGAUAUACAGGGUCGGAAGGUCUUCAAGGUCUUUAACCAAGACUUUAUCGUGGAUGAACGGUACAAUGUGACCAAGGAGCUGGGCCAGGGUGCAUACGGUAUCGUUUGUGCUGCCACAAAUGUCCAUACUGGUGAGGGUGUCGCCAUCAAGAAGGUUACCAAUGUCUUCAGCAAGAAAAUUCUGGCCAAGCGGGCUUUGAGAGAAAUUAAGCUCCUCCAGCACUUCCGAGGCCACCGCAACAUCACCUGUCUAUACGACAUGGACAUUCCACGGCCAGACAAUUUUAAUGAAACCUAUCUGUAUGAGGAAUUGAUGGAAUGUGAUCUGGCCGCCAUCAUCCGAUCGGGACAGCCCCUGACCGACGCGCACUUUCAAUCUUUUAUCUACCAGAUUCUGUGUGGACUCAAGUAUAUCCAUUCCGCCAAUGUCUUGCACCGAGAUCUGAAGCCCGGUAACUUGCUGGUCAACGCGGACUGCGAGCUCAAGAUCUGCGAUUUCGGUCUGGCCCGCGGCUUUUCGAUCGACCCCGAGGAGAACGCAGGCUACAUGACCGAAUAUGUUGCGACCCGGUGGUACCGUGCUCCGGAGAUCAUGCUGAGCUUCCAGAGCUACACCAAAGCUAUCGAUGUGUGGUCUGUAGGAUGCAUCCUGGCAGAGCUGCUCGGCGGCCGUCCUUUCUUCAAAGGCCGGGACUACGUCGACCAGCUCAACCAAAUCCUGCACUACCUGGGCACUCCCAACGAGGAGACACUCAGCCGCAUUGGAUCUCCGCGGGCCCAGGAAUACGUCCGCAACCUGCCCUUCAUGCCCAAGAUCCCCUUCCAGCGCUUGUUCCCCAACGCCAACCCCGACGCUCUCGAUCUGCUCGAUCGCAUGCUGGCCUUUGAUCCCGCAUCGCGUAUUUCCGUCGAGGAAGCGCUGGAGCACCCAUACCUGCACAUCUGGCACGACGCCUCCGACGAGCCCACCUGCCCCACGACCUUUGACUUCCACUUCGAAGUCGUCGACGACGUGCAGGAGAUGCGCAAGAUGAUCUACGACGAAGUGGUGCGCUUCCGCACCCUCGUCCGGCAGCAGUCCCAGGCGCAGGCCGCCGCUGCCGCGCAGCAGCAGAUCGCUCAACAGACCAACGUUCCCAUCCCUGAACACCAGCAGGGCGGCUGGAAGCACGAGGAGCCCAAGCCUCAGGAGGCGCACGCCGCGGGCGGCCACGCCAACGAUCUGGAAUCGUCGUUGCAGCGGGGGAUGGACGUCCAAUAG